This is a messenger RNA of Cryptomeria japonica (Japanese cedar), 1186 nucleotides long. RefSeq lists its product as uncharacterized. The record is from RefSeq and is a predicted model, not a curated record. Bases 98 to 1078 code for a protein of 326 amino acids. Lineage: Eukaryota; Viridiplantae; Streptophyta; Pinopsida; Cupressales; Cupressaceae. The transcript has a single exon.
UAUACUAUCUGCAAAUUCUCUCUGUGCGUAAACUCUUAUAAAGGAGAACCAGAUUUCAGCACUGUCUUCGCUGAGUAAAGUAUUACGUGUUGUAGUGAUGGAUAGAGAAGCACAAGAAUUCAAUUUUCUGGACGCCUUCGGAACCGUGGGAGAGGCGUGGAAAAUCUUGCUUCGUGAGGCGAAAAUCGUGGCAGCCACUGCCCUCACCCUACUGCUGCCUCUUUUCUUUGUAAACCAUGGCAACAGUUUAAUCUCGGAGGCCCUCCUCAGGAAAAUCAUGAUAAACGACGGAUUAUUGGGCAAACCUAUCACAGAAAGCAUCCGCCACCUGCAAAUUGCGGACCUUGUACUAAUAACGGCACUGUAUGUAACCCUACUUUUUGCCUUCUCUCUGAUUUCAAGAUCAGCAGUGGUGAACACGGUGGGAGCCACCAACGUAGGCAAAGAAGUGUGCUACACAAAGGUUAUGAACGUGGUGCCCAAGAUAUGGAAGUGCCUCAUCCUCACUUUUCUCUGCUCAUUCCUCAUUAUGUUUCUAUACUAUGUGCUCAUCGUGGGUGCCCUGUUUUUCUGGUUGUUGAUGUAUGGAGCGGAUGGACAGAAGAAGGGGACCCUUCCCGUUGGGGUCUUCAUUAUUUUCAUCGUUGCAUUCCCUUUCCACGUGUACAUCGCCAUGGCGUGGCAGGUUGCCAGCGUGGUUUGUGUGGUGGAAGAUACACAAGGAUUGAACACCAUGAAGACGAGCAAACAACCCACGAAAGGAAAGCGGGAUAGCUCGUUGGCGUUGAAUCUUUUUUACGCGCUGCUGAUGGGCGUUAUUGGUGGCGUUCAGAGGUAUUCAGCGUAUGGAAAGGAGCAGCAAGUGAUGAGCGUGGGCGUUAUUGUGGUGGUGGUGUUGUUGCAGUGUAUUGUUUAUUUAGCAUCGCUGCUCACUCGUGGCGUCCUUAAUUUUGUCUGCAAAUCCUGUCACCCCGAGGAUACACAUUUGAAGGCUUUGUUCAGUCAUUUAAGGAUGUACAAUAGAGGCUAUAUGCUUCCCAAGGAUGCCUCUAUGGAGUUCGAGAUGUUUCGUCUAUAGAGGUUGUUAGGAAAUAUAAGGUGUUAAAAAUAUCCCGUAGAACAAUCUUUUAAAAAAUUUCAGGGGCACAAUUACUCAGAAAUUAGAAUAUUUAGAAUAUUUCUUAUC